Messenger RNA from Eucalyptus grandis, 2646 nucleotides. RefSeq lists its product as uncharacterized. The transcript is spliced from 13 exons. NCBI's taxonomy places the organism in Eukaryota, Viridiplantae, Streptophyta, Magnoliopsida, Myrtales, Myrtaceae. Bases 656 to 2398 code for a protein of 580 amino acids. The record is from RefSeq and is a predicted model, not a curated record.
GCCCGCUGUCCAUUUCGCCGUCUAUGCGCAGAGUCGAGAGGAGAGACCCCACCCAAUUUACCUUCGGUCUACAUUUUUAGUUGGGGAGUGGUUGCAGAAUCUCCGUAUUUUCAAAGUUCGUCCCUUUUUUAAUCCCUCUUAAAUCCCCUCUCCUUAGCUCGGCCGGGCUCGUUGAAAGAAACCAGCUUUUGGGAGAGAGUCUAUAUAGUAGCUAUUCUAACCUCGCACGCGCCGCACAACUGGGACUUCUUGUCAUUUUCUGGUGCCGCCCCGACCAGCAAGCGCAGUGCUAAUAAAGCUUGACUUGGAUUUGAACUGGCUAGAGAGAGAAACAGCGGCUGCGCACCAGCUCGGUGGAACCAGGAGCAUUUCAGCAGAAGGAAGCUGGUUUUGAUGGUUUCUGGGUUGCAGCAUUUUCUUCAAUCUUUCGCUUCUUGUCAGAGAACUGAAGGGUCCUCCUUCUUCUUCCUCGGUUCAGAGCAUUUGCCUCAAAAGGUGUCACAGUACCUUCCACCCAUAACUGCAAUGUUGUUUCUAUAGAAGAUUUGCAGGUUUCUUUUGGGUCGACGAUGAUGCACAGCGAUGAUUUGCGAAUGUGUUCGAAGAGACUUCUUAUGUGCUCUAUGAGAUAGUGGCCAAACUCCUGGCUAACAGGAUGUGUGACUCACCAUCCCUCAGUCGUUUGCAAAAUCAAAGCCAUUCUCUCUCCGAAUGCUCUUAUUCUGGCACAGUUGGUUUGAUCUCAGAAACUUCAUUGGAUAAACUCCAUCUUCAGAGAGAUGACGGUUCCUUAUUAAAUGCGAGAGAUUCUGAUAAUGAAACUGGAAGUCCUGGAUUAUCUACCGGAAGAAACGGUACCUGCCCUUACAGAUUCCAACUUGAGCUGGAUGUACAGAAACUUCAAGAGCAGCUACGAGAUGAGAUAGAACUGCAUGCAGUUUUGGAACAAGUAAUCGAGAGAAGUGCUGUAAAAUUAUCAAAACCUUCAUGUCUUCCUCAUCAGGCUCAGGAACUCCUUUCCAAUAUUGCGAUGUUGGAACUCGCAGUAUCCAAACUUGAACAUGAGAUAGUCUCUUUACAUUUCCAAUUAAGUCAAGAAAGAAAUGAACGGAGGCUGGCUGAAUACCGUUUGAGGCACUCUUCCUUGGAGGAGAAGUCUCUUUGUUCCUCUGGCAUAUUGCAAGAGCUGGAUGGGGAUGGUUCCUCUGCACAUCUCUGCGAUAACAUAUGUACUGGGUCCAAUGCAAAAUGUGGUCAAACUCAAGAUAGUAGGAAGCUACCCAGGGAGUUGCCACCUAAGGGCCUCUGGGAUUAUCCCAACCUACUGUCUGAAGAGAUGGUUAGAUGUAUGAAGAAUAUAUUUAUCUCACUGGCAGAUUCUGCAUCUCCAAGCCAGUUCUCUACAUCACAGGGCCAUCUCUCACCUUUAUCUCCACAUGGGCAUCUUUCCAACUCAUCGUGGUGGUCGUCAUCUGAACGCUCGGUCAUUUCAUCCUGGGUGCAAAGCCCCCAAGUUGAUGUACAGAGUAACUUGGAUGUGCUGGCCUCAGAUAAUGCUUGCGAUCCAUACCGAGUACGCGGGAAGCUAAGUUGGGCAGAUGUAGGAAAUUAUGGGCUGGCAUCUGAAGUAUCUUGGAUGUCUGUUGGGAAAAAGCAAUUGGCAUAUGCCUCUGGAGCUUUGAGGAAGUUUAGGACACUUGUUGAGCAGCUUGCCAAGGUCAACCCAAUCCACCUGAGCAGCCAUGACAAACUUGCCUUCUGGAUCAACUUAUACAAUGCCAUGAUCAUGCAUGCUUACUUGGCUUAUGGGGUUCCAAAAAGUGAUAUGAAGCUGUUCUCGUUGAUGCAGAAGGCAGCAUAUACUGUGGGAGGCCAUUCUUUCAGCGCAACAGUUAUUGAGUAUGGAAUUUUGAAGAUGAAACCACCUCUCCACAGGCCACAGAUCGCUUUGCUCCUCGCUCUUCACAAGCUAAAGGUAUCUGAAGAGCAACGAAAGUUUGCUAUUGAUGUAGCUGAACCACUUGUAGCAUUUGCUCUCAGCUGCGGAACAUACUCAUCUCCUGCGGUUCGGAUCUACACUGCCAAGAAUGUGAGGGAUGAGCUGCAGGAAGCACAACGAGAUUUCAUCAGAGCUUCAGUUGGGGUUAGCAGCAAAGGGAGGUUAUUGGUGCCAAAGAUGCUACAUUGCUUUGCCAAGGGAUUCGUGGACGAUGCUAAUUUAGCUGUAUGGAUAUCGCACUACCUCCCCCCCAAUCAGGCGGCAUUUGUGGAGCGGUGCAUGUCACAAAGGCGUCAAAGCCUUCUCGGUUCUCGCAAUUGUGGAAUUCUUCCCUUCGACUCCCGCUUCCGUUACCUAUUCCUGCCGGAGAAAAUCCAUUUUGACAAUGCUUGUUCAUAGUUACUUUGGCUUAGCCUUGGCAAGAUUAGUAAGGUCAUAGCAACAAUGCCUUCGGGGAGGCUCUGUAUCAUUUCGUCUUGCCAUGGUAAAUAUCACAAGAUGGCUGCAGCCCGUGUAGUUUUGGUCUUUGGUCUUUGAUGAUGUACAUACUGUUAAAAAAAUUCUGACCGACAAUUGUUAAACAAGACAUUCAAACCAUUUCUUCCGCUGAUACUGGGAAACAUAAUGAUAAUGUUCAUAUUGGAAUA